Messenger RNA from Esox lucius (northern pike), 3525 nucleotides. RefSeq names its product somatostatin receptor type 5. Gene Ontology annotation, biological process: regulation of insulin secretion; cellular response to glucocorticoid stimulus; neuropeptide signaling pathway. The record is from RefSeq and is a predicted model, not a curated record. Gene Ontology annotation, cellular component: membrane; neuron projection. The transcript has 4 exons. NCBI's taxonomy places the organism in Eukaryota, Metazoa, Chordata, Actinopteri, Esociformes, Esocidae. Bases 461 to 1732 code for a protein of 423 amino acids. Gene Ontology annotation, molecular function: neuropeptide binding; somatostatin receptor activity.
UAACAAGCUACAGAGGAAUUGACUGCAUUCACACCUAUUCAGCACUGCGCAGAGCUGGAUCUCGUUGUUUUACUUUGCUAACAGUACACUACACAUUCAUCACAAUCAAACACCUUACUCUUAUGAGGAAAUGUUUAUCUGGUUAGUGAAUAAUAAUGAUAGAGUAGUCGUUUUGAGAUCGGCAACCAUGCCACAACGGAUUAUGAGUUGUUGCGUUCAUUUUUGGAAUUGAGACAAGGGCUUGAUCGUUGUGGGGGAAGAAAGUGGAACUUUCACCUCCCUAAAGGUUUUUACUUCAAUAAAGUGCAAAAAUUAUUUUCGUCAAAAUAUUUUGUUGCUUUGGUGCAAGCCUUGAACAGGACGGCGCCGGUGAAGGCGCGCAUCAGAAGAAAUGGAAAUGCGCUGUGCGCGAAAUGCUCAACUUUGAAGUACCAUAGACAUCAUUGAAGCGCACAGCCCUAUGGGCCAUUAUCUGAUCCAACCCCAUCCCCAUCUCCCCACCAUGAAUCCCCAAGGCUACACCUCCAUCCCUGGGUACUUCAACCUCUCCUCCCCUGCAGUCUACUCCACUGUCAACAACUACUCCAUGAACAAGUCAAACGACAGCGGCCCCUUUCAGGGAAGCAGCACCAUUAUCACUGCGGUUAUCUCAAUGACCGUGUUCAUGGUGGGACUUCUGGGUAACACCCUGGCCAUCUAUGUGGUCCUGCGCUAUGCCAAAAUGAAGACAGUCACCAAUAUGUACAUCCUAAACUUAGCCCUGGCGGAUGAACUCUAUAUCCUGGGACUUCCCUUCCUGACCACCCAGAAUGUCCUCUCCUAUUGGCCGUUUGGCGAAUUCAUGUGCCGUGUCGUCAUGACGGCCGACUCCAUCAACCAGUUCACCAGCACCUUCUGCUUGACCAUGAUGAGCAUCGACCGUUACCUGGCCGUGGUUCACCCCAUCCGGAGUGCCAAAUGGCGCCGACCUAAGGUGGCUAAGAUCAUCAACGGGAUGGUAUGGGCCGUGUCAUUCGUGGUGGUGCUGCCAGUCACCAUCUAUUCGGAUGUCCAGGACCGCUUCAACUCGUGCAACAUGAGCUGGCCGGACCCUCAGCAUCUGUGGUCGACAGCGUUCAUCCUCUACACCGUCAUCCUGGGCUUCUUCGGCCCCCUGCUGAUCAUCUGCCUCUGCUACCUGCUCAUUAUCAUCAAGGUAAAGUCUGCCGGGGCCCGGGCAGGCCUGACAAAGCGGCGGCGCUCCGAACGCAAAGUCACCCGAAUGGUUGUGAUCAUCAUACUGGUAUUCGUCCUCUGCUGGCUUCCCUUCUUCACCACAAACAUAGUCAACCUUGUCUUCAUCAUCCCAGAGAACAGUGUCACCGCUGGGGUUUACUUCUUAGUGGUUAUCAUGACCUAUGUAAACUCUUGUGCAAACCCGUUCCUCUACGGCUUCCUGUCAGACAACUUUAAGCAGAGCUUCAGGAAGGUACUUUGUCUGCAUAAGGCCAACGGGGUUGGGGUGGGAGACGGAGGGGAUAUGGAGAGGGGUGGGACAAAUACUAUAUCCCCUAGGCUGGAAAGGGUGGAGACCACGGAGCAGCAUGACCCCCUGUUCACCCCUGGGGGCAUGGACUUCAACAAUGUGCACAUGCAGAACAACCAGCAGUGUGUUCAAGUGGAGACUUGUUGCAACAUGAAGACGGAGCAUUUGCCCUCAGAGUGCCUAGUGAUUGAACAGUCUUCAUUAUGAUGAGCCAUGAUCGGUCAGUCUUCAUUGUGAUGUGCCUUGAUUGGUCCGUCUUCACUAUGAUGAGCCAUGAUUGGUCAGUCUAUGCUACGAUGAGCCAGUCUAUGCUACCUCUCGAUCACAACAACUGAUUCAGCAUCUGGAGCCCUCCUACAGUUACCCUAUAUAGCUUGGAGUGCUGACCUUUUUGGAAUAACUCAGGAAGAGGAGGUACAUGGGACUACAAACAUAAUUUCCUGUUCUGAAACUGACGACACACUGAACUAGUUCUGCCAUAACAGUCGGCAGUAUGGAACUAAGACAUUUAAAGCACAUUGCAUAAGCUAGGUGUCGUGAACCCAGUGAGAGCCUUAUCUUCCAUGUACAUUAUAACUUUCCACCAUACUCAUAUGAGAAAAGAAAACGAUUGAAAUGGGAGUGGAUGAACCUUCUCUAAAUUAAAAUGCACUGGACAAUUAAUUGCUUCUUUUGUUUAGAGGAACUGGUAUCAUUUGAUUGUAUCUGGCUAGGAAUGCUUAUCAUUUAAGGGGAUUGGCCUCUUUCUGAGCUUGGAACUAUCUAUUCCAUUAAUAACGAUGUAUCAUUGUGGGUGGAGUGUACUAAACUGAAUAUGUCCUUUGUGACUCUUGGCAUGUUUGUUCAUCUGGCGAUUCUCAAGAGAAGGACAAUGGAAGCACGCAACCUCCCAUCCUGUGACCAACUUCAGCGGCAAUCAGCAGUUGAAACAUUAACAAAGCAUACUCCCAGCCACUGUUUUGAUAAAAGCUAAGGGAAGAGCCUGGAGUAAAGUGGCGCUCCUAAAUUAAUAGCCAAAGCAUUGGAUACAAGGGCUGACAUUUCAUGAUUUCAAAUGAUAAUUGCAACCAAGUUUUUAGGCCAUACAGUGUUUGUUUACAUUUACAUUGUUUACAAACAUUGGAGUAAAAUAUCCAAAGAUUCUGGGUUUGUGUUAAUGAAGUACAGUACAACAGUUAUGUCUAAGAUAUUUGUCAAGAAUAAAUGGGUUUGUAUCAUUUAUUUAGCAAUUUAGUACUUAAGUCCAAAAAGUGAUGUGACAACUGCAUUACCUUUUUGUCCUUUUAAUUUCAUGGAUUUCAUGGAUUUUUCUGAUUUUAAACAGUUUAACUUGCUCAGUACAUCAUCUGCAACAAUCAAAUUUGUUUGUACUUGCUCGUAAUACCAAGUUGUGGAUGGUCUUUUCAUUACAGCUUUUCUCAAUCGCUUUGGCUGAUUUUUUGAAACUGUUGUAGAAUUCUCUAAACUGUAAGUGCAAGUGCAACUGUUUCAUGGGACAUCACAACUCUAUGGCAUGUUUGCAAAAUGUAGUAACUCACAUUUAUUUUGCUUCAAAACCUAGUUAUUGUGUCAGUAAAUUGGCCAGUGCCACCAUAAUUAAAAGCUUUUUGUCAUUGUGUGAGCCGUACUGAAUAAAAUGUUUAGAUGUUUUUUCACCAUGGCAGUCAAACCUGGAAAUGUUUGUUAUUCUGUAUAUACAUUUCAGUUUUGUCCUACGUUUCUAUUGACACUGACUGCUCAAAGUACUACUCAAAAAUUUAAAUCUUGUCUAGCUGAAUGCUAUUGUAUAACCCUGAGUUUUUAGAUACCAGUUUCAACAGUAGGUAAAAGUUUACUGGGAAAAGUAAAUACUGUACAAUACUGAAGUAGACAGAAAAAGAGUAUGCACAUUUGUAUGUAUACAGGAAAUUUAGCAAUGUGUUAUAUGUAAACAGAAAAAUCACAUUUGCAUGUACAAAUGUACAUAUUUUUUACACACAUUGGGGAGAACAAGUAUUUGA